AGGCUGGACCGACAGCAGCCAUUGGCCCGCUGGCUCUCUCAUGUACGAGCUGGGAUCAUUGCUUUGUAUUGACGACGCAGCGAAACUCCCAAACCAUUUUGUCACUGACAUUGAGAAGAUUGUUCAAGACUGUGUUUUGCUAUGUCCCGAUGGCGUGGCUGAUGCCCUUCCAGGCGAAGUUCUCCACGACGCUGGCCAGAAUCCCAUCGUUGCUUCUUCCAUUGGCAAGUCGCAACACACCCAGGUUUCGAAGGCCUCCGUAGAGGAUUUUCCGCUGAUGAAACAGCAGCAGUCGCCACGGUGGUGUUCGAAACUGGACGCAUUUGUGGACAUUGUUCAGGUAGGGAAGGACAAAGAUGCGUUCUUCGUUUGCGUGCGGACAAGGACACCAAAUUCAAAGCCUGUCUUGGACUUCUUGGUUCAACUGCGUCUUGAAUACCUCAGAAGCUUUGGCCGUGCAGUGGACUUCAACUGUACCUGUCAUCCCUCAGUCAGCGGGGAAUACUAUUUGAACCUGGCGCCGGUGGCACGCAUGCAAAGGAUUAAGGUGCCUCACGGCCAGGGCUGUUUAGGUUUGGACUUUGAUUUUCUGAAUCCAGAUCUUGGAGAGAAAGUGACAAAUCUCGGUCUUCCAGUGGCUUUCGUUGAUUCUUCACAUGGCAAAGGAAACAUGUUGGCAGCUUCAGCAAAACUUUGGGCCAGUUGCUUGGAAGGUAAACCACUUCUUACUCGACUGUAUGACUUCAAUCGCAAGCUUGGAUCCCUGCCAGUUGCGAAGCAAAUGGUGGAGAAGCUUUUUGAGUAGGAUCACAGUGCGUUGCUUCCCGCAGCCUGAUUGUUUGGAGUCGUUCAAUUGUUGCCUGGCGGUAACGGCCGAUGGCCCUGCCAUGCCGUACCCCCUAUUUGCAUUCUUUACUUGUCGCUCCUCAAACGGAGCCGGCUUUAGACUAGGGCAGAUGAAUGGAUGGAGACGGAAGAGAACUAGGAGCUGAAUCUUGCCGAACUUCUGCUCG
Molecule: messenger RNA, 1013 nt
Organism: Cladocopium goreaui
Lineage: Eukaryota; Dinophyceae; Suessiales; Symbiodiniaceae
Source: the annotation of a GenBank genome assembly